Lates calcarifer (barramundi perch) is the source of this 5800-nucleotide messenger RNA. It is a transcript of the gene ccsapa, whose product is annotated as centriole, cilia and spindle-associated protein a. Gene Ontology annotation, cellular component: cytoskeleton; spindle; centriole. The record is from RefSeq and is a predicted model, not a curated record. The transcript has 4 exons. Gene Ontology annotation, biological process: regulation of mitotic spindle assembly. Bases 184 to 1071 code for a protein of 295 amino acids. Lineage: Eukaryota; Metazoa; Chordata; Actinopteri; Centropomidae. Gene Ontology annotation, molecular function: microtubule binding.
GCGGAACACGCAUGUGCAGCCUGGUCUCUGCAUCUUCACGCAAAAUCAUAUCUCAUUCUUUAUUACUACAUCUCUGCUCAGCGUCCACCAAGCUGGCGGGAGAGACGAAGAACUGUCCCGGAAGUAGAGGAUUUCUUUUUCAAAAUAAGUGAUUAGAACCAGACACGAGCAACAACGAGAACCAUGGUGACCAAGAAAAUCCGGACAGAGUACAUGAAGAAGUUUAAAGAUCCCAAGUGGGAGACGUUUUCCAAAUGCUACGAGGACUCUCUGAAGUACCGCCUGACCCGGCGGGUGAUGGAGCAUUCCCACAAGCCCUGGUUCUGGGAGGGCUGGGACAGCGGCUCCGACUCCAGCGGCUGGUCCACGCCCAGGCUGACCAGGAACAAAGUCGUCCCUCUGUCCCUCCCGCCGCCGCCGCCGUCCUCAGAGGUGAAGCAGAGGUUGCUGGAGCUCAAGAGCAGCCCUGGAGCAAAGCCGGCGUCUGAGGAGACGGAGGAGGGAGCGGGAGAGGUCGUGGACGCUGCACCGACCACAGCAGCAGUUGUAGAAAACGGUGUGAACGAAGCCAGCGGAGGUUCGAUGACAGCAGCUCCAAACACCAGCGGACCUUCAGACGACACGGCGACGGACAACGGGCCGGCGGACACGGCGUCUUCUGACGGGGAGCCGGUGAACCCAGCGCAAAGACGGCGUCACCGCCACCGCACCCCUCGCUCUGAGCCGGGGCAACGGGACAGCUCCUACGACGACAAACCCACCGUCGUCCGCAAACCGCCGAGGGCGAAGAGCCAGCCGCCGAUCAGCACCAAGGAGAAGGAGAACCGGAGACCGUCGAGCCGACUGGACUGGACCGAGAGACAGACGGAGGUCAGGAGGAUGCCCAGUGACAGCCACACGUCCGACGCCUGCGUCCAGACCCGGCGGGAGUCCGACAAACGGAGCACCAACCUGGACCGGCGGCGGGCUCGGUCGGCCGACUUGGAGAAGAUGAGGCGGUCGCAGCUGACGGUGGCGGACGACCGUUGGAUCACCGAGUACAUGCGCUGCUUCUCCGCCCGGCUGAGGUAGAGACGAGGAUCCCACCCCCACGACCCCCUGAAAAAAAAAAACACACCCAAGAGAGCGAGUAUCAGACGGCGUUUGUUCCUUCAGUUGAAAUAAGAACCAGGUUUUAACUUUAACUCUCAUUUCAGUCCACCACACUGAAACGCUGCUCACUGCCCUGCCUCCUUUUUAGACGAAGAGAGAACAGAGAAAAAUAAAGUGAAGAAGUCGAUAAAGCCUUUAAGAUAAUUUCAGUUUAACCACAAUGUUCUCAACACUUAAACAUGUCACGUUAGGCCAAGAGAUCCACACAUUCUGGCUCUAAAUACUACAGUUCCCAGAAGCCUCAGCAGCUGUUCAUAUCUGUAUAUUGGUCCAAAAAGUACUUGAAAUGUUUUACAUUUAUUCCCUGAAAUUAUCCUGCAAAGCUCAACAUCUAACUUCAACCCAUCAUGAGUAAAAUAAAGGCUAUUCUGAGAGUAUGAUUGGCUGUUUCUUACCUCAGUGCUCCCUGGGAUUUGUAGUCAACUUGUAGUUUAUUGAAUCACUUUUGUGUCUAGUAGUUUUGAGUGUCAUGUCUCCUCUUGAGCCCUUUAACUAACAUCAUUUAUGCAAAAAAAUUAACAUAAUUUUUACUUUUUGAAUCGUGACCUCUUCACUUUAUAACACAACACACACAUUUUUACGAUGAAGGAACGAGGCGACAGGAGCAGCAUCAACUUUUUGUUUUAUCUUUGUUGAAUUUAAAGUUUGUAGAGGAGGUCAAUAAAUGUCAGCUUAUAAAACGGUUUGUUCUGUGUUGAACAAAAAUCCUUGAAACCUGCAAAUACAGGACUGUAAAUAUUUAAAAAGUAAGUUAUUUAUUCAGACGUGUGUUUCUUAACUCGACAGCAGCGACUUUCAGUCGAGAUCAGAUGUGAUGGACUGAAAUGAUGGUUUUUGUUUGUUGUUUUCAGUUUGACGAUGAGCAAACAUCAGAGAAUUAACUCCUUUAUAAGCUUUUUAUAUAAAAGAAGAAACAUCAACACCCAGAUCACUAUUUGAAUGUAUUUAAUUCCUGAGCAUGAAAGUCUCCAAACACUCUGCUUUAUUUUAGCUGUUUAAUCUCCUCUCAGACACACGUGGUGUUUUUCAUUUCUCUCUCACAAACGGCAGCUGUGUUUGAAUCAGAGGCAGCAGAAAGGACCAAACUGGAAUAUUUUUGAUAUUUGAGUAUUUUGGAGUUUAAAGGACUAAAACUACUGCUGGAUGGUUUAUCAGAAAUAUACAGUACAAACACAAGAUUUAUCUAAAAAUUAGAAUUUAAGGUAUUUUCAGAGUAAAAACUAUAUUUAAGAUGUGCUAACUUUAGAAUCAUCUCAGUUUUAGUAAAUUAAAUGCACUUAAUUUAAAUCACUGGACUGUUAAACGUUGAUAUCUGAGAGUUUAUUUGGCUUUAAUUCAGGUUUUGUGGCUGUAAAGCAGCAGCCUGCAGCUUCUCGUUUAUAAUAAUGUUAAUGUAAAAUAACCUGAAAUGCGAACAUGGUGCUUUUCUGUUAACUGCAGUGCUAAACACUCUGAACUUACUUCUCUUAAUUCAGCUUUUUGAAGGUUAUUAAUGCUAAAGUAAACAUUUAAAAAUAAAGUUUCUGAGACUUUUAGUUUUAAAUAACGAGUGUGUGAUAUUUAUAAAAAUGCAACAGAAAUAAGCGUCGAAUAAGAUAAAACUUAUUUGCUUUAUCAGAAAUCCAGCUUCUAAAUCCAGGGUUUUCUGUUUUAUAGCUGAGGUGAUUCAGCUAUAAUUCAGAUGGCUUUAUUUCAGAUGGCUGAAAUAAAAACCACCAACAUCAUAAAAAAAACAUUUAAGGACAAAAACAAGAGAAGAAGUUCAUAAAUUCCAUGUAUUUCAUGAGUGAGGUCGUUUUUUUAGCUUGACAUCUUCUGACUAAAGUCUUUACAGAAUGAGAUUUGUCAGGAUUCAUUUUAUCUGAUAAACAAAAAGUAUAAUAUUUGUAUAGAAAUCAAUGCGCUUGAACAUUGGGGUCUGUAAUUUCCCACUAACUCUCUAGAAGGAGCUGUGUAAUUUCAAUGUCCAAUGAAUGAUGUCGAAGUAGAGUGGGAUCAUGGGGGUUGUUGUUUUCAUCGCCCGGUUUCCUUCAGUGUCAGAGGUUCAGGAGGUUUUUACCAGGAGCAGAAUCCUCCUCAGACGUCUCCUCCUCUUCAAAACAAGCAGAGCAGCUGAUUAAAUCCAGUAAAACUCUGAAUGAAGCAGGUUCGUGUUAAAAUCAGUGUUUCUCUGAUGUAGUUUGGCAGAGCUGAGCUACUGCUAACGUUAGCUCAGCUUGUUCCUCUGAUAACUUCAGAUCCAGACGUCUGACGACUAAAAUCCUUCAUCUGGUUACACUUUAAUGCUGAAAUGUUAGAUAUUAAACCUUUUAAGCUGCCGAUAUAUAUAUUUUUUCAAUAAUCGAUUGCUGUGAUAACAAAAUGACAGAAAAUAGUGAAAAGUCUGUUUCAAAUGUCUUGUUUUGUCAAAUAAUCUAAAAUCCUUGUAUUCUAGAAGCUAGAAACAACUAAUAUUACACAAGUUAGCUUACAAAAUGGCUGAAAUAAUAACUUAAUGUUAAUUACUUGUUGAAUAAUUGUGAAUUAUUGGGGAAUUACAGACCCUAAAAUAAAGUGUGAUCACCUACACCUGCCAAGAAACCCUGAGCUCAGUUUUCUCUUUACAUUUCAGAACUAAAUAGGAAAAAGGGAAAAGUAUAAAUUUAAAUAGAUUUUAGCGCCGUUAUCACCUCCUUGUAUUUGCAGCAGCUCUGUGUGUCGAUGGUGGACGUCGUCUCAAACUGUGACAGUGAAGAAAAGUAAAAAAGAAAAAGAAAACCUUCAGGUGUCGAGUGUCGUAGUGAGGAAACGAUAAAGUCACAGAGUUUUGAGUUCAUUUGAUUGUUUGUUGAUGUAACUAAAGAUUGUAAAUACAUGGUGAUGUCAACCUAAACCGAGGGCUAACGAUCAUCAUUUACUGUAUUUAACAUGUACAUGUGUUGGGAGUUUACUCUACAAACUGAAUGCAGAUUAAUUCACUGAGAAUGUUUUUUUGAUCUCACACCGGCUCAACCUCCUCACGCUGAAUGUGCAAAGCUAUUUAUUUACGUUCGUUUACGACUUUUAUGUGCGUUUUAUUUUCACGAUUCACACUCACAGGUUAGUUCCUGACACCAGGUCCAGUCUGAAACAACACAAUUUGUGUUUCUUUUAAUGUUUAUGAAAAAAAAUACAACUCCUUAUUAUAAUUUUAAUCACUUUCUUUCACAUUAAAAGAACAGAAAUCUUAUUUUGAUGCAGGAAAUUUGCCAUUUUUGGGGAAUUGUUUAUUUAUUUAGCCUCUUUUAAAAUAUGUGAAAGUUAAACCUGAUUGUCUGAAGAGAUACAGCCACAGUAUAGUGUGUUUUAAACCAUAUUUGAAAUGUUUGUAUUCUUAAAGAUGUUAAAUAGGCAGAUUUAAAGUAAAGUGCAGCUGGUUUUUUCCACCUUGACAAGAAAAAAAAUGGCAGUUGAAUAUUUACAGGGAAACAAAAAGGAGGCUUUUGCCUCAAAAUGGUCAAAAUAAUCAAAGUAAAUGUAUAAAUAUCAACAUAAUGAAGCUUCAGGUAUAAAUAUAUCAACUCAAACCUUCAAAAAAAAACCUCUUGUUUAAACCCUACUUUCUGUUUAAUUGUUCUGAAAGUCCAGUUCACAUCUGUUGUUUGUUUUUGACAAAUUACACAAUUUUUUUUUCUAAAAUGGACCAAAAGAUCAUUCCAUCUGAUCAUUCAGGCAAGUGUUGUCUCACACUGGACGUCUGGAUGUUUCUCUUAUCACACUACUUUUUAAAAAUGUUUGUGAGCAUGUUUUUUUCUUUAUGCGUUGAUUUGGUUUGUUGAACAUUUAGUAGAAACAGAAUCGAUUGUCGACAGGUGAAGAUUAUUUAAAAGAGAAUGUCAGGCUGUUAUUUCAUCUCACCUUAUGUUCCUGUUGAUGCAGCUUUAAGGUUGUUAAUCACCUUAUCCACUCUCUGACAGUUUACAGAACCUUUAGAAACUUCUGCUUUUACAGUAGCAAUAUCAGGUUUUUAGGAGCAGCUCUUGGAGACUUCCUGUUUCCAAAGAAACACACAAAAUAAAGAAGUUCAAAUGUUUCUGAACAGUAGGUACAAAACAAGUUAAUUAAUAAUUUAUAGUUUGGAAUAAGGUGAAAGACAAACUUCAGAAAAUGACGUUUGGUUUCUAAAUGUUCAGACAGAUGAUCUACUUGCAUGUUAAAUGACUACAGGCUUCAUUUUGAUUAGUUUAUCAAAGGAAAAUUGCUGCACCACAUCACAAAGUCUUGAUUUGCAGAUAUUUAUUCAUAUUCUGUGUUGUGUUUUUCUUCAUUUUGGUUCCUGAUGAGUUGAUUUUUGAGUCAGAACGAUCAGACAAUCACAGUAAAGUAUCUGAACUGUUACUAAUGAGUUCAUUUGACGGUGAAAUUGUUGAAAAUCGCGUACAAAGGAGACAGUGUUUGCUGACUGUAUCUCUGUCUCCACUAAAGCUCUGAAUUAUCUCCUGGUGUAGUUUCUCUGCAGAUGAUUCAAUGGAAAAUGUAUCAUAUGUCUGAAUAUUUAAUCAUAUUUUACAUCCAAUGAUGUUUACAUUUUUGGUCACUGUAUUUGUAUUUGAAAACAUGCACAAUGAUAUAUAUAUAUUUUCAUCCACUUUAAAGCGUUGCUGUGAAUAAAUCAUAUUUGAAUAGUUUA